Carlito syrichta (Philippine tarsier) is the source of this 2057-nucleotide messenger RNA. RefSeq names its product membrane palmitoylated protein 4 (gene MPP4). The record is from RefSeq and is a predicted model, not a curated record. Bases 9 to 1919 code for a protein of 636 amino acids. Gene Ontology annotation, cellular component: adherens junction; plasma membrane. Gene Ontology annotation, molecular function: protein binding. The transcript is spliced from 21 exons. Lineage: Eukaryota; Metazoa; Chordata; Mammalia; Primates; Tarsiidae.
CAGCAGGGAUGAUACAGUCAGACAGAGGAGAAGAUCCACCAGACAAGGACUCAAAACCCUCCACGAGCACCAGUCCGGAGAAUGGCCUCUCCAAAAUCCUAAGGCUCCUGAUGCAGGAGCUGAGUCUGUUCUACAGCCGGGAUGUGAACGGGGUGUGUCUCCUCUACGACCUCCUCCAUUCCCCGUGGCUGCAGGCUCUGCUCAAGAUCUACGACUGCCUCCAGGAAUUUAAAGAAAAGAAGCCAGUUCCCGCCACACCCCACGCACAGGCGCUGUCCCAGGAGGUAGUGGAGCUGUUACUGGAGACUCCACCUUCCCCUGAGAUCCAAGAGCUGAGACGGACCCUCCAGGCCCCGCACUUCAAGGCAUUGCUUAGUGCCCAUGACACGGUAGCUCAGAAGGACUUUGAGCCCCUUCUCCCCCCACUGCCAGACAACAUCCCUGAGAGUGAGGAAGCAAUGCGGAUUGUUUGUUUGGUGAAAAAUCAGCAGCCCCUGGGAGCCACCAUCAAGCGCCACGAGAUGACAGGGGACAUCCUGGUGGCCCGGAUCAUCCACGGUGGACUGGCUGAGAGGAGUGGGUUGCUGUAUGCUGGAGAUAAACUGGUGGAAGUGAACGGAGUUUCUGUUGAGGGGCUGGACCCUGAGCAAGUGAUCCACAUUCUGGCCAUGUCUCGAGGCACGAUCAUGUUCAAGGUCGUUCCAGUUUCUGACCCUCCUGUGAACAACCAGAAGAUGGUGUAUGUACGAGCCAUGACGGAUUACUGGCCCCAGGAGGAUCCCGCCAUCCCUUGCAUGGAUGCAGGAUUGCAUUUCCAGAAGGGUGAUAUCCUCCAGAUUGUGGACCAGAAUGAUGACCUCUGGUGGCAGGCCCGUAAGAUCUCAGAUUCUGCUACCUGCGCUGGGCUUAUCCCUUCUAAUCACCUUCUGAAGAGGAAGCAACGGGAAUUCUGGUGGUCUCAGCCGUAUCAGCCUCAUACCUGCCUCAAAUCAACCAUAUCAAUAUCUAUGGAAGAAGAAGAUGACAUGAAGAUUGAUGAGAAAUGUGUGGAAGCAGAUGAAGAAACAUUUGAAUCUGAGGAACUUUCAGAAGACAAGGAGGAAUUUGUUGGCCAUGGGCAAACGUUCUUUAUCGCUGGUUUCCGCCGCAGCAUGCGCCUUUGCCGUCGGAAGUCUCACCUGUGUCCCCUGCGCGCCGGCGUGUGCUGCUCUGAGAGUAGCUACAGCGCCGUGGGGGCCCCUUACGAGGAGGUGACGAGGUACCAGCGCCGCCCUGCGGACAAGCACCGCCUCAUAGUGCUCGUGGGACCUUCUGGUGUUGGAGUAAAUGAGCUGAGAAGACAUCUUAUUGAGUUUAAUCCCAGCCAUUUUCAAAGUGCUGUGCCACAUACUACUCGUUCCAAGAAGAGUUAUGAAAUGAAUGGGCGUGAGUAUCACUACGUGUCCAAGGAAACAUUUGAAAGUCUCAUCUACAGUCACAGGAUGCUGGAAUAUGGCGAGUACAAAGGCCACCUGUAUGGCACUAGCGUGGAUACCGUCCAAGCAGUCCUUGAUGAAGGGAAAGUCUGUGUCAUGGACCUAGAGCCUCAGGAUAUUCAAAUGACUCGAACCCAUGAACUGAAGCCCUAUGUCAUAUUUAUAAAGCCAUCUAACAUGAGUUGUAUGAAGCAAUCUCGGAAAAAUGCCAAGAUUAUUACUGACUACUUUGUGGACAUGAAGUUCAAGGAUGAAGACCUACAAGAGAUGGAGGAUUUGGCCCAAAAAAUGGAGACUCAAUUUGGCCAAUUUUUUGAUCAUGUGAUUGUGAAUGACAACUUGCAAGAUGCAUGUGCCCAGUUGUUGUCUGCUAUACAGAAGGCCCAGGAGGAGCUUCAGUGGGUACCAGCAACAUGGAUUUCCUCUGAUGCUGAGUCUUCAUGACUUCCUGUUUAAUGUUGGAGCUUUAACACUGUACCUUUGUUACAGAGAUCUGGAAUAACUGCUACAAUCUAAAACAGCAGUAUUGCCCAUUAUGAUGUGUGCAACUUUAAACGUGCAGCAGCUUAUUAAUCUUAUUUG